Molecule: messenger RNA, 1212 nt
Organism: Botrytis porri
Lineage: Eukaryota; Fungi; Ascomycota; Leotiomycetes; Helotiales; Sclerotiniaceae
Exons: 2
Coding region: 1-1212 (403 amino acids)
Source: RefSeq, a predicted model, not a curated record
AUGGCAAACGCAGCCCUUCCCCUCAUAGGGAUCAAAAAUGGGUCAAAGAACUCAUUCCCACCCAAGUCCGUGGAAGACACCAGAAAAAUGAUCGAACAACUUUGUAUCGAUAUCAAUUUCGGCCACAAGGUCAAAAAAAUGGAUAUAUUUGUCGGUGGAAACAAUACCGCCAUUUUGUUUACUUGUCUUCCUCUCAAAGCAACGACUGAAGACCAACGAGUCGCCUGCGUAUUACGUACUUCUCUGAAAAAUCAUUUCAGAGGCAACCCCCCGGUCGAUUACUGCAUGAAGUCGGAAGUAUCUCUCACUGAUUACUUCCGCCAGAAAAAGAAUCUGCCAAUUCCAAUCGUUCUAGCAUGGGAUUGUACCUAUACGAAUACCAUCAAAUGUCCAUAUUCUCUUUUGGAACAAGUCAAAGGGGAAACAUUGGAGUUCGAGUAUUAUAACCUGAAUCAAGGUUUGCUUUAUAAGUCUCCACGGAAUGCCCGAGUAGAACGUCGUUGCUUAUACACGAGAUGCAUUGCCGUCUUUGUGGCUGCCAUGGACAAGACUGAACUUCCUGGGUACGGAUUUUUCGUCGCUGCGGCCAGUAUGCCAAACAAGGGUACCAAAGUAGAAGUAGACUUCCAGCUAAGUCGAGAUACCAUCGACGGGGUUAAGAUUCCCUCGGAGCCGAAUUUUCUUAAUUGGGUCAACAAUAUUCUGAAUGCGCAAAUGCAGAGAGCUUCUGAUAUUUUUCUUAAGGUGUCGCCCGUUGAAACUUGGAAGAUUCAGAAGCUUAGAACGAUAGGCUCGCAGAUGGCAGAGAAAGGGUUAUUGACAGAUGAACCGGCCGUAUUAUGGCAUGCAGACUUCUACCCGAGGAAUAUCAUGGUCGAGAGUCCUAGGAACCGUGCGAUACUCACCGGAGUCAUUGAUUGGGACGAAGCUAGGGCAUUUCCUCGACUUGUAUCCAGAAAACCUUCCAGCUGGCUCUGGUCCAUGGCAGAGAGCCCAUUGUUACCAGAAGAAAGCGACACAAUUGCAGCUGCUUUCUACGAUCAGAUGGAGAUGCUGCGUCCAGGAUAUAAAGAUGACGCGUGUCUGCCAAGCAGAAAAGCAGUGAGAGCUCUCUGCAUGUAUGCAGUCUUUGGGGUAAAUUUUCAGCAUCACCUUGAGGUGUCCUUUGAUAAUCUGGUGGGGUAUUGGGAGGAUGUCAUGAGGAAAGGUUAG